Messenger RNA from Gadus macrocephalus (Pacific cod), 2307 nucleotides. It is a transcript of the gene nipa2, whose product is annotated as NIPA magnesium transporter 2. Lineage: Eukaryota; Metazoa; Chordata; Actinopteri; Gadiformes; Gadidae. Gene Ontology annotation, molecular function: magnesium ion transmembrane transporter activity. Gene Ontology annotation, cellular component: membrane. The record is from RefSeq and is a predicted model, not a curated record. Bases 294 to 1403 code for a protein of 369 amino acids. Gene Ontology annotation, biological process: magnesium ion transport. The transcript is spliced from 6 exons.
CCAUACUAGUGCUGAGUGGUGUUCGCCAGAGGAAGCACAGAGAGCGGUGCAGCGCAGAGCAGUCAGCCGGGCCGAGGAGUGCAGAGUGCAGUAUGAGAUAUGAAGCUCAGCGCUCGGAAAUAGGCUAGCAAUACGCUAACCUCUACCUUAACCGUUACCAUUAUCAGCCUUCCGUGGGACACACCGACCAAUUCUGGACAGGUAUUUGGGCUGGCCACAACUGUUCCCUUGGCCAGCGACUGCAGUGUUCGGUGGUAAAUGUGACCAAACAAACCAGCUCAUCCAACCUCACCAUGGUUGAGGAACGGGGAAAGUAUGACUUUUACAUCGGCCUUGGUUUGGCUGUUAGCUCCAGCAUUUUCAUCGGAGGAAGCUUCAUCCUCAAGAAGAAGGGACUGCUACGGCUGGCCAAGAAAGGAUCGAUGCGAGCAGGGCAAGGAGGUCAUGCAUAUCUCAAGGAGUGGCUUUGGUGGGCGGGUUUACUGUCAAUGGGUGCUGGGGAGGCGGCUAACUUCGCUGCCUAUGCGUUUGCUCCGGCCACGCUGGUCACCCCCCUGGGAGCCCUCAGCGUACUGGUCAGCGCGGUGCUGUCCUCGUACUUCCUGACCGAGCGGUUGAACCUGCACGGUAAGCUGGGCUGUGUGCUCAGCAUCCUCGGCUCCACCACCAUGGUGAUCCACGCUCCAAAGGAGGAGGAGAUCAGCAGUCUGGAGCACAUGGCGGUCAAACUGGUGGAUCCAGGCUUCCUGGUGUUCGCCAUGCUGGUGAUCAUCGUGGCCUUGAUCUUCAUCUGCGUGGUGGGCCCGCGCCAGGGCCAGACCAACAUCCUGGUGUACAUCACCAUCUGCUCCGUGAUCGGGGCCCUGUCCGUGUCCUGCGUGAAGGGCCUGGGCAUCGCCAUCAAGGAGGCCGUCGCGGGGCAGCCGGCGAUGAGCAACCCCCUGGCGUGGGUCCUGCUGCUGAGCCUGGUGGCGUGCGUCAGCACGCAGAUCAACUACCUGAACAAGGCGCUGGACAUCUUCAACACGUCGCUGGUCACGCCCAUCUACUACGUGUUCUUCACCACCUCGGUGCUCACCUGCUCCGCCAUCCUCUUCAAGGAGUGGGAGCACAUGGGCGCCGCCGACGUCAUCGGCACGCUGAGCGGCUUCCUCACCAUCAUCGUGGGCAUCUUCCUGCUGCACGCCUUCAAGGACGUGAACGUCAGCCUGUCGGCGCUCGCCGUGGCCAUUCGCAAGGACGAGCGGGGCGGGCCGGGGUUCCCGGCGGCCAACGGCGUGGGGCAGCAGCACGGCUGCGGCUAUGAACUCCUGAAGGAGACCAGCGAGGAGCUGGACAGCCGGGACAUGGGCUUGUCCUUCGACAGCAUCUCGCGGAGGAACGGCGCCAUGAGCUCCUCGUAAGGGGCUGCCUGGAAGGGGCUCCGCUACCACCACCACUACGACUACUAUUACUACUGACUCGGUUUCCAAGGCAACGGGGUGGGAGACUGAGACAAUCUGAGGGAGGGAGGGAGGGAGGAGCGGGGGCACAGUGUCUUGGAUGGACCAAUCGAUUGUAUUUUGAUUUAAUUUGCCUUAAGUUUUUCAUAUCAUAACAUAAUUAGUAUAGCGUUUGGACUUUGGUUUAAUUCCUGUGUAGCUCUGUAUACCAGGUUCUUGUUUUUCUGAAAACCUUUUUGUUUGUGUAUACUACAUACCCAUGCACUGGGUGCUUUCUAUUAUCCAUCAACUUUAAGAAGUUGAGGUCCUGCUGAUUUACAGAGUUAUUUAUGGAGAAGACAUUGUUGAGAUAUGCGUUAAUUUCGUACUUGGAAACGGUACCAUCUAUUUACGUUGGAUGACACAGUGGUCCAUUUUUUUGUAAUGUUUACAUAAAAAGCGUGCAAAAAUCAACCAAUGGAUUUGUUACAUAUUUAUUAAUUUAAAAUUAAUAAAACAUUUUAGACAAGGCACUGUGAAUAAAUGCUGACCCUGGCUACGAAUGCGGUUAUCAGGCUCAUUUUAAAAUGUUAAGUUCAGCAUGCAAUUUUUAGCAAUAUAGAAAAUACAAUUUACGUUCAUCCCCCACUAAAAACAGGUCACCCUAUACCUUUACCAAUCCAACUCCCACCACGGCAAACCCUUAAAUAUUUGAUAAAAGUACCCCCUUAUCUGCCUCCCCAACAUGUAUAAAACAAAAGAAUAUAUAGCUAGUCAUUUUUAAUAAGGCACGAGUGAAUACAAAAAAAAAAAGUCAUACAUAAUGUCACCCUACUUCCUGGUGGUCCGUCGCUCCUCAGGAAAGAGGAUGUUGCCAUUAGAACAA